AGUUGCAUCACGAUCCUCGGUGGUGGUCUGCAACUCGGACUUUACUGUGAUGGCGUCCACACUGCCGGAGAAUCUCACCAGAGAGCAGUACGUGUACCUGGCCAAACUCGCCGAGCAAGCCGAGCGAUAUGAGGAGAUGGUCAAAUUCAUGGAAAAGCUUGUAAUCGGGUGGACCUCCAUGUCGGAGCUCACCGUCGAGGAGAGGAACCUCCUCUCCGUGGCCUACAAGAACGUGAUCGGCUCGCUCCGAGCCGCGUGGAGGAUUGUGUCGUCGAUAGAGCAGAAGGAGGAGAGUCGCAAGAACGAGGAGCAUGUGGCUCUUGUCAAAGACUACAGAUCCACGGUGGAGACGGAGCUCUCCGAGGUCUGUGCUGGUAUUUUGAAGCUCUUGGACUCGCAUCUGAUACCUUCGGCUUCCACAAGCGAGUCCAAGGUGUUUUACAUGAAGAUGAAGGGGGAUUACCACAGGUAUUUGGCGGAGUUCAAGGUUGGGAACGAGAAGAAGGAUGCGGCCGAGGAGACUAUGUUAGCAUACAAGUCUGCUCAGGAUAUUGCUCUAGCUGAUCUGGCCCCGACUCAUCCGAUAAGGUUGGGCUUGGCGCUCAAUUUCUCUGUGUUUUACUAUGAGAUUCUCAAUUCAUCGGAUAAGGCUUGUAGCAUGGCCAAACAGGCAUUCGAGGAAGCUAUUGCUGAGUUGGACACUCUGGGAGAAGAAUCAUACAAGGACAGCACUCUUAUCAUGCAACUCCUGAGGGACAAUCUUACUCUUUGGACUUCAGAUGCUCAGGACCAGUUGGAUGAGCCAUAGGGGAUGUUUUAAAUUGGCCAGUCAUAUUCCUCUCCAGGAGGAGGUGGGCUUUGAAUGUCAUUUUGUUGUGCUGGUGAAACUGGGUUUCUAGAAACAUCAACCUGGGUCAUGAUGUUUCAAUAUUUAAACAAAGUUAUUCUGUUCUAAAGUUCUGAAGAGAUUUUAAACCUGUAGCAUCCAGUGGGAAUAUCAAGUUGUUUCUUUUUUAUUUCAGGUUAUCA
This is a messenger RNA of Vitis riparia (riverbank grape), 1029 nucleotides long. Its product is annotated as 14-3-3-like protein GF14 kappa. The record is from RefSeq and is a predicted model, not a curated record. Gene Ontology annotation, cellular component: cytoplasm. The transcript has 4 exons. Gene Ontology annotation, biological process: signal transduction. Lineage: Eukaryota; Viridiplantae; Streptophyta; Magnoliopsida; Vitales; Vitaceae. Bases 50 to 808 code for a protein of 252 amino acids.